AUGUUGCUCACAUGGAAUUGGAAGAAGCUUUUCGCCGUCCAGGCUCUUCUUACACUCGUCUGGGCACAGGCUCCCCAGCAAGACUACGAUGUCAUCGUGAUUGGCGGGGGUCCCUCUGGUCUUAGUGCAGCCAGUGGACUGUCGCGCGUCCUGAGAAAAGUAGCCUUGUUUGACUCGGGAGAGUAUCGCAAUAAUCCCACUCGACAUAUGCACGAUGUCAUUGGAAGUGACCAUGUCGUUCCGGCUGAGUUCCGAGCUGCUGCCCGAAAGCAAAUCUCUUUCUAUAACAUGACGACUUUCUUCGACCAAAAGGUCAUAAGCAUACAAAAGGUUGAAAACUCUUUCCAUGCUACGACCGCCAAUGGCACCUACACCGCACGCAAGGUCAUCCUGGCCAGCGGUGUGAAGGACGACCUCCCCAACGUCCCAGGACUCCGGGAGGCAUUCGGCAAAGGCGUGUUCUGGUGUCCAUGGUGUGAUGGGUUCGAGCACCGUGAUCAGAAGAUGGGUGUUUUGGGAGAUUUCUCUGAUGCGUACGACAGCGUGAAGGAAUUAUACCCAACUCUGAACAAGGACAUUCGCAUCUAUGCGAACGGCACCAACAACAACCCCGCUCAAAUCAACCGGAUUAACAGUAAAAACAUAGACUGGCAGAAAGUUUUCAACAAGUACAACAUUACUGUCAACCCUAAGCCCAUUUUAAAUAUCACACGAACACAAAACGGGGGUGACGUUCACGACUCGACAAGGAAGGAAUUCGACAAGUUCCUGGUUUACUUCACAGACGGGAGCUACGAGGAGCGGGACGCAUUUAUGGUCAACUACGGUGCUUCGCAGGCAUCCCAGCUGCCGUACCAAUUGGGAGUUGGGUUUUUGGGGAAGAAAAUAAACACGACGGCCCCUGGUCUACGGACUACUAUUCCCGGAGUAUGGGGCGUGGGUGAUGCCAACAGCGAUAAUAGCACCAAUGUCCCGCAUGCCAUGGCUAGUGGGAAGAAGGCGGCCGUUUUUUGCCAUGUUGAAAUGGCCACCGAGGAGCUGGCACAAGUCAGUGCCACCCAAGCCAAAAGAGCAGCCAUGCUGGAUGACCGGUCUGUACAUGAGCGUGCCGCAAGACAAAUGGGCGAUGAAGUCGGCAAGGUUUACAGGAGGCUUGCCCACUUCUGA
Penicillium griseofulvum is the source of this 1167-nucleotide messenger RNA. RefSeq names its product NAD(P)/FAD-dependent oxidoreductase. The transcript is spliced from 3 exons. The record is from RefSeq and is a predicted model, not a curated record. Bases 1 to 1167 code for a protein of 388 amino acids. Lineage: Eukaryota; Fungi; Ascomycota; Eurotiomycetes; Eurotiales; Aspergillaceae. Gene Ontology annotation, molecular function: oxidoreductase activity.